AACUCCCUCCCUCCCCAGCCCCUCCGCGAUGAGAGAAGGGCCAAGUCUGUGCGCGCCAGCCAGCAGCGCUCUGUGCCAGGGGCAGGCGGAUGGCUCUCAUGUCGCAGGGUGACUGCUAGCCCUGCGGAGGCUCCCCGGCCGGGCCGGGCCGGGCAGGCGGCGGGCGGAGCUGCCCCGUUGCCGGGGUGCGGCCGGCGCGCCCCGCGGGAUGCUGGCGGCGGGGGAUGCGGAGCCGGCCGCGGACUAACAUGGGGGGCGGCCACUCCCACAGGGCGCCCGUCUUCGACGAGAACGAGGACGUUAACUUUGACCACUUUCAAAUAUUGCGGGCUAUUGGGAAAGGGAGUUUUGGAAAGGUGUGCAUUGUACAGAAGAGAGACACCAAGAAAAUGUAUGCCAUGAAGUACAUGAAUAAACAGAAGUGCAUUGAGAGAGAUGAAGUUCGCAAUGUGUUCCGGGAGCUGCAGAUAAUGCAAGGCCUGGAACAUCCCUUCUUAGUCAAUCUGUGGUACUCCUUUCAAGAUGAAGAAGACAUGUUCAUGGUGGUUGAUCUCUUACUUGGAGGUGACCUGCGUUACCAUUUGCAGCAGAAUGUCCACUUCAAUGAAGGAACUGUUAAACUGUACAUUUGUGAGCUGGCACUUUCCUUGGAUUAUUUGCAGAGAUACCACAUCAUUCACAGGGACAUCAAACCUGACAACAUCCUACUGGAUGAACAUGGACAUGUUCACAUCACAGACUUUAACGUAGCAACCAUAGUGAAAGGCUCAGAAAAAGCUUCUUCUAUGGCUGGCACAAAACCCUAUAUGGCUCCAGAAGUGUUCCAGGCUUUUAUGGAUGGAGGUCCAGGAUACUCAUACCCAGUAGACUGGUGGUCGCUAGGAAUAACAGCAUAUGAAUUACUGAGGGGCUGGAGGCCCUAUGAAAUUCAUUCAGCCACCCCCAUUGAUGAGAUACUCAACAUGUUCAAGAUGGAAAGAGUUCACUACUCAUCCACAUGGUGCAAGGGCAUGAUAGCACUACUGAAAAAGCUCCUCACUAAGGACCCAGAGUGCCGCCUUUCAAGCCUUGCAGACAUCCAAAACUCUCCAUACCUAGCUGAUGUCAACUGGGAUGCUGUUCUAGAGAAAGCUGUGACCCCAGGCUUUGUUCCUAACAAAGGAAGGCUGAACUGUGAUCCCACGUUUGAACUUGAAGAAAUGAUUUUAGAGUCCAAGCCUCUCCAUAAAAAGAAAAAGCGACUUGCCAAAAACAAAUCCAAAGAUGGAGCUAAGGAAACCUGCCCACUGAACGUACACCUGCAGCAGUGCUUGGAAACCGUUAGGAAAGAAUUCAUCAUAUUCAACAGAGAGAAAUUGAGGAGACAGCAGGAUCAAAGCGGACAGACUUCCAGCAUUGACAGCAGAGCAUCUCUUCAGAGCCACGAGAAGCUGCAGGACGGGAGGAACAACAACUUGCUGGGACACGGCUGCACCAGAGGCUGCAGCAGUUAGUGAGCACAGGCUGGCACCCAGCAGGGCGAGGAGCACACCCUCUCUGCACACCCCUUCUUCUGCAGCCCUGGAUCCCACCACACCUCAUCCCUCCAAAAGCAGCAUUCCUGGCCAAGGAAAACCCACACAGCACACUGGCUGAGAUUUUCCACGUACAACUCUGCUCUCCUCUUGACUCUGCCACUGGAGAAAUGACCAUCGGCAGCAAAAUGCAGUUUUUUAAGUAAGCGUGACUUUUGUUUCCAAAAUCCUGGAAGAAAACUUGAACAAUUCAUUAGGCAGCCUCUCAAAGAUUGCCACAUUCCUGGAUAUUUGCAAGAGACAACAUUGUACUGAGGCCAGCUUUAUCUUGAAGGCUUUAACAUUACCCCCAAUCUCUCUGUUAAUUGAAAUGGUCCAGUUUGAAAUUUUGUGAAACUGCUGGACACAGCUGUUUCUAAGCAACCACUGUUGAGUUUAUAACAGAUGUACAUGAUGUAAAUUCAUUAAUGUAGUGUCAAAUAGGCCAAACAUUGAAUAAUUUCAUUUACAUACCUGAAACUCAUUGAAAAAGUUGCAGUGUGAGUGUGUUCACAUUGUUCUUUAACAUCAUGUGUUCAGCUUUGUAGUAAAAGAUGUGACCCUGGCCAAGUCAGUUUUGCUAGUGACUUUAGUGGAUGCAGGAUCAGACACAUUAGUUAUGUAUGGUAACCAUGACAAAGAAAGACCUUUUUAUUUGUAACAAUAGGCUGACUGAGCCAGAGUUAAAAAGCAGUUUAGUAAGGAGAGCUAAAAACAUUAAGAAUUUGCUCAGAUCCAUCACUAGGUGUUAUAAAAUGUUAAGAAGAAACACUUGUUUGUCUCUGUUUUCAUGGAUCUAUUCUGGAUUGCAACUAUCUUGAAUAGAAAAAAACCUACUUUAGUCAAAAUAUUGUUGACAUGAAAUCCUUUUAUUUUAAACAACAGCCAAAAUUCCAAACAUUUAUGGUAUUUUACAACUUGUACAUCUACAUUUUGAUAAUAAAUGCAUGUUUAUUCUGA
Molecule: messenger RNA, 2513 nt
Organism: Catharus ustulatus (Swainson's thrush)
Lineage: Eukaryota; Metazoa; Chordata; Aves; Passeriformes; Turdidae
Gene: STK32B
Product: serine/threonine kinase 32B
Exons: 12
Coding region: 225-1493 (422 amino acids)
Biological process (GO): regulation of signal transduction; protein phosphorylation; G protein-coupled receptor signaling pathway
Molecular function (GO): G protein-coupled receptor binding; ATP binding; G protein-coupled receptor kinase activity
Source: RefSeq, a predicted model, not a curated record